AUGGUGGAAAGGAAAAAUAGAGAUAUGAAAUCACAAAUAGCAAUUAUGGUUAAAGAAAAUCACCACAAUUGGCCAAGUACAUUACCAGCAAUACGCUUCUCGAUGAAUACAGCUAUGUGCCAAACCACAGGCGCUUCGCCAUCAUAUCUUACAUUUGGUCGUGAACUACGAACUGUAUACGAUUUAACACAUGAUUUAAGUACAAUUCUUGAAACUGAAAAUUUUGUGAAAGAAAUCACGCCUACUAUGAAAAAGUUAACGCAAGAUUUGGCAUUAGCAAAGGAAACUAUUGAACAAAAUCUGGAAGCAAGCUGUAAUCGAGCAAAUGCUAAAAGAAGAAAAGAUCCUGGAUAUAAACCUGGUGACUUAGUGCUGGUUGAGACACAUCCAAUAAGCAGUAAUGAGAAACAGUUCACAGCCAAAUUUGCUCCACGCAGAGACGGUCCUUAUGUUGUCCUUAAGAAACAUGGAGUAUCCACAUAUGAGGUAGCAAACCCAAAAUCACCAGAAAAAUCCAUGGGAAAAUAUCACACUUCAGCAUUAUGUAAAUUUGAACAAAGAGAUGAUAACGUGCCCAAACCCUUAAAUCCCAUAAGAAAAAGAGGGAGACCAAGGAAGAUGGAUACUGAUCCUGGUACUCAGUCGGGACGACUAUAG
Messenger RNA from Spodoptera frugiperda (fall armyworm), 657 nucleotides. RefSeq lists its product as uncharacterized. NCBI's taxonomy places the organism in Eukaryota, Metazoa, Arthropoda, Insecta, Lepidoptera, Noctuidae. Bases 1 to 657 code for a protein of 218 amino acids. Gene Ontology annotation, molecular function: DNA binding. The record is from RefSeq and is a predicted model, not a curated record. The transcript has a single exon.